AAAGGCUAGAGCAUCAAAUGCAAAAGCAGAACUUGAUUUCCUUCAUGGCACCCACUGCUGCUACCAAUAUAACUGCUUCAAUGGAACAAUCUCAAAUUUACGGUUCAAAAAGAAGAGAAAAUCUUCAAGAACCAACUUCAGCAGGUGACUUCAGUCUGAGAGAAUGGGGUUUAAAGGCUCAAAUCAGUCGAGAAAAUACAAGAUCAAGAAGAUUUUCAGGAUCACAUAUCAGAAGUUUUAGAGAAGAUGCUGCCAGGUCUUUUAGAUCAUCCAUUACUAUCUCCAGCACUGCUUCUUCUCCUGGUUACCCUCUUAAAGAUGAGAUUGACCCGUCAACGUACUCCUUUACUACUGCUCUUAAAGCAUUGCAGGCAAGAGCAGUAGGGUAUAAUAGUUGGGAAUGUUCAUCACCAGAUGGUUUUGCAUUGAAUUCAAAAUGGAAUGAAGCAGAGAAAUACAUAUGUAAUCCUCUUUCAGGAGAAGUACCAAUGGAAUGUUUAUCAGCUAAAACACUCAGUGGAAGAUCGUUUCGUAGCUCGACGAUAAACAGAAUUACAAUGUCUGCUCCUCUUGUUUACUCUUCUUCUAACCCAUUGAGGCAAAUCUAUGCAAAGCAGCAGGCAGCAGAUCAUGAGUCUGCUCUUCAUUUCCCAAUUCAAGUAGAGAAGAAAAUGGAGGGUAUGAGUACUAGAGAUGUUGGGACACAAAGCACACCUCCUGAUCUUAGUUCAACUAGUUCUAGUCCUGCAUCAACUCCUCCUAUGACAGAAACAUAUUUCAAGAAAUGUGAAAAUUCUCCUAGUUGUAAGGGGAAAUUGAAAGAUGAAGAAAAGGGGACUAGCAGAUGACUUGGGUCCUUUUUUUAACAACAUGAUGCAUACAUAUUGGAAAUAUCUCAUGUUCAGUGGAAGUACAAUGAACUAAUCUCGACUGUUAAUUAGGAUCGAUUUUAUUUGAUCGAACUUGAAACUCUCCGGUCGAAUUAUACAGCCAUUAAUACAUACAAUGAAAUGCAUGGAAUAAUUAUGUGAUUUGUAGUGUCAUCUAAAAGUAAUUUUAAUAAAAACAAAACUUCCAUGCAAUUAUUGGCUUUCAGGCAGCCUGCUAAAUAGAACAAACAUUCAUUUGUGUUUAUCUAUGUUCUUCAGUAACAUUAUUCUGACAACAAAAGCUUUAUUUAUGUA
Molecule: messenger RNA, 1184 nt
Organism: Mercurialis annua (annual mercury)
Lineage: Eukaryota; Viridiplantae; Streptophyta; Magnoliopsida; Malpighiales; Euphorbiaceae
Exons: 5
Coding region: 18-848 (276 amino acids)
Source: RefSeq, a predicted model, not a curated record